AUGAGACCCGUCUCUCCACUCGAGCUGCCUGACAGAACUGGUAUCGUCUGCCCCAACACUGUUCCCUUCCUCCUCCGCUCCUCCACCUCCUCGGAUGAGUCGCCGUCUCGCGAGUUUGGGGAUUCGUGCCUCAAGUGGCAUCAGGAUGAACUCGGCGUCAGCAGCGCAGUGCGGACCGGUCGGCCGACGGAAUCAGUCACCAUCGAUCCUGGUAAGGUCUCCACAUCCCUGUGGCGUCAUAGUGCAUGGGAAUGGGCAAAGGCCCCUCAACAGGCGGUGCUGCG
This is a messenger RNA of Ilex paraguariensis (yerba mate), 284 nucleotides long. The record is from the annotation of a GenBank genome assembly. NCBI's taxonomy places the organism in Eukaryota, Viridiplantae, Streptophyta, Magnoliopsida, Aquifoliales, Aquifoliaceae.